AUGCGUAUAAUUGGUAAAAGCGAACCUUCCGUUGCUCACGUUCCUCAUCGCCGACUGCUGAGGAGUGUCCUACCAUGCACCCCAUCAGUCGCAUCGCGUUGCGUCCUCAAUGACGCGUCAAUGUCGAAAAUCCCGACAGUUUUGCCAAGGAUGCAAAUGCGGCGACUCCUCCUAAGAUCUUUGAAGCAAUCACUCCUGCAGGGGAAUAAAAGAGCAGCAGGGGGAGACGCUGAUAAUAUAGCAGUGGCAGUAGCAGCGGUAGCAGCAGCAGCAGCAGUAGUAGUAGUAGUAGUAGCUGCUAUCGUGGCAAGUAGAGAAAGAGCUGCCUCAGGUGGUGCUAGGGAGGUAGAGAGGGAGAGAGUGCUGAAGAGUGCAUUGCCGUUCCGGCUACCGCAGCGUUGCAGCGGCGGUGAUAGUGAUGGCUGUAGUCACUGUGUUUUGAUAAAUGGAUACCAGGAAGGACAAGCUUGGCUGAGGAGCGGCGCAGUAUAGGAUGGUCUGAACAGAACACUGUUGUGGGAGCCCACUCUUCGCUCGCGCUAAUUUAAACCU
This is a messenger RNA of Loa loa (African eye worm), 552 nucleotides long. RefSeq lists its product as hypothetical. Bases 1 to 492 code for a protein of 163 amino acids. The transcript is spliced from 3 exons. NCBI's taxonomy places the organism in Eukaryota, Metazoa, Nematoda, Chromadorea, Rhabditida, Onchocercidae. The record is from RefSeq and is a predicted model, not a curated record.